UUUAUUGAUGUUUUCCUAUUUAAAAUAAAAGUGAAUAAUUAUACAAAACCCGAUAUCUAUAAGAUUUUCUUGUAUGCCAACCAUGACUUGGAUAAUUGCCUAAGAAUAAAUAGUAAUAUCCUGUGUUAAUAGUGAUAUUGAUUCGUUAAUCUAUGCGAAACGUUUGGGGUUGUUGCAUUUGGUUCCCAAAGGUCAACUAAUCGACUACCUCAUGUUACAUUUGCUAUAGUUUAAUUGAAUUUAUUGACUCCUUAACAUGUUUGGGGUAGUUGUAACUGAAGCCUUGCAUAUUCCCAUAUUCCCAUGGUUCUUGGCCACCAAUCUACCCCUGAUACUGUGUAACAUGCGGGCUAGCCGGCUUCGAAUCCCAAUGCGAUUGUAUCUGUUGCCGACUCUCUCCCAAAAACCGUGCUCGUGCUCUUAGUGAAACUUUCACGCUCUUCGGGGCCCCGAGAAGUGAAUGUAAGUUGAUUGUCGUAAGCCGGCUUUGACGUCGUAUUGAGUUUGGGACCGGAGACCGGAGAUCGGCGAUCGGAGACCAGAGGCCCGAGAUUUGAGAUUUGAGACCCGGAGCGGCAUAGGAAAGGAAAACAAGUUUCUUCCGACGCCAUGGGCUGCGUCGACUUCAGCGUUGCGGCAACAUUUGUUAACCUGUUUUUUAUUAUAGAUUUGGUGUUGUUGCUGCGAGUAUUUGAUUUGGCCCGAAUGCAUGAAGGAGCAGGAGCAGGGGAGGUGUUCCCCCUCUCUGCAACAAGACCUGACUUUGGCUGCUGCCGCUUGGUAACACUCGCUCCGUUGAUCUUGUCAACUUGACCAAGUUAUUUGAACUAUGCACAUGUGCAGACCAUAGAGAGUCGGUCCAUUCCAAGCCAGGCCAAGCCGCCGAGUCAUUUGAAGGCUGUUUGCCGGAGCUGGGAGCCAAGAGCUCAGCUCGGUGGUGAUCUUUGAGAGCCCAUGGAUAUGGGGAUGUGGGGAUCUUUGGGGCCUGGCCUGGCCUGGACUUAUGCUGCUGCCGCUGCAAUGCUGCUGCUGCAAUGCUGCGUCAACUGCGACGACGCAAAGUGAAUGUACUUUCAAACCAAAGAUCCGGUUUAAAGCUGCCCGGGCAACAGAUACAGCGCAGACAAACGACGAUGACAACGGCGAUGUUUUCACAAAAACGCUUGUGUAAUACAUAUGGAGAGGCAUAGCUAUAUGGCUACAGCUCCGUGCAUGUCAUGUAUAUUCCCCCCGCAGAAAAUAUCCACACAGCUCUCGGCCACUAAUUUCUUGUUUGUUGACGUGAUUUUAUUGUAUUCAUUUGAAAAUUUCAAAUUUAAAAAUCCCCAAUAUGGCUUACACACAUAGUAAAUCGAAACGGGUUGCCUCGGGUUCGCUUGAUUAUCGCAUUGAAAAUCCCCAAAUAGACAAUAUAGACAACAAGCUCCCAAGACUCCCAGAUCAAUGAGCCCUGAUAGCUGGCUGGGCCAACAAGACGCCUCUGAGAGGGAUCGGAUCAUUGUGCGCUCUUCCUUCUCGGCGCUGAGUACAUCGAUUUCUCCACUCGUUUGGUCAUAGAGAAUUUCCCUGAAUUAUGACACAGAUAUUUGUAUUUGUGCGUUUUAUGCUAUAUUGAGAUAGAAAAGAGCGCUUUAUUGUUUGGUUCGCACUCCCAAAACAUUUUGUUACACUUUCUAAUUGGGGAAAAGGUUAAGAUGAUCUUGUCAAACUUGAUUGAUUCCACGGCUUCACAUCGAUUGACUCUCGGUGUCCAUUUAAGCGGUUUAUGGUAAAUUUGCAAGGGUAGCCUUUCCCUUCUUGUUUCAAUAUUUUGUGUAUAUACGCGAGCAUACUUGAAUCACAAUCCCAUCAACAACAUCAUCAAUGUGCAUUGUGAGUGUAUAAACAGGCACAUGAAUCGACUAAGUGUGCGAGUGUUUUGUAUUGUGCACGGAAAGAAAAGUUAUAUUAUUAUUAUUAAUUGUAAAUUAAUGUAAAAAAGUAUUAAUGAUAUUAAUUGACUUAUAGCAAUAAUACCAACAAUAUUUAUGAAAAGGUUUUUGUUUUAAUAAUAAGGUACAUAUUAGAAAUUCAAAGUAGCGAGAUCUAAAAUCAGUGCCAUUUCAUUAUGCAUUAAUGUAGAGUUGAACUCCGUUUGAAAUGUCAAAGUAAUAUUCAAAAUCUAGUUCUAGUUUCAUUUGGUGCGUCAUCUCAAAAUGAUAUUACCUGAAGAUCCCGGUUUUUUAUGGGUUAAAAGAUUUCUUGUUUAUAUGAAUUGAUGUUAUCAUUUCGGUUUGUAUUAGCUUUGGUUUCUCUGCAGUUCUUUAUAGUUUUAAGGGUUACUUAAACGUCUGUUUGUUGUUGAUAUGUUUAUUUUUGCAAUGUAAAACUCAUUUUUCCAAGUGUACAUUAAAUUUCAUUUGCCAGUCGCGAGACUGUGUGUAAUAAUUCGUCAUGCUGGCCGCAUUUGAACCCGCAUAGCUCGCUGCCGCAGUCUGCGUCUCUGGGUUUUGGUGUUCAGUUGGUGUUCGGGAUUCGGGGCGGGGUCCGGGGUCCGGGGUUUUUACUCGAGCCGAGCCGGGCCGGGCCAUUCCCAAUGUUUUUCGUACCCCCAACCCACCCCCAGCCCCAACACCGCCCCUAAUUUGCGAGGCAGCGGCGGAAAGAUAAUGCCCGCUUCUCUUAGCUGCGCUCUUAGUUUUCUUGCCGGAUUCGAUCGCUCUCUGCGGCGGCUCGACGCGGCUUCAAGUGGAUUUUACAGUUAUAUAGUAUGUAGAGAAAGAGAUAUAUUGUAUCUUAUGGAUACGGCUGGCACAAAUACUUUUCGCCACUGACGACGCCGCUUUUUCGUACAUUUUUCUUUUUCUCUUUUAAUAUUAUAUAUAUUUGAUUAUUUGAUUUGUGAAUCACGGCAAACAGACAGUUGUUGAGGUUGAGUUGUGGAUAAAUGGGUGUGAGUUUGCUGGAAAAUUAGAGAUACAGCUCAGUUGCUGCUGGAAGAUGUAGGUGUCUGUUCGUCCGCUUUUCCCCUUCCUGUUUAUCUGCGGUAAUAUUUUAAUCUGCACUCGAGAUUUCUUCCAGAAUAUAAUUUAGCGUUAUGCCAGAAAAUUGCGAUUAGAUUCCCUCGCUGUCAUGCCGCUGGAGUUGAUAGUUUAAUAACUUCCCCCUAUGAAUGAAUUCUUGUUAUUGCGGGUUCCUGUUAUCAUUCUAGAUUUGCUACCAUGCUUUAGAGCCGUACAAUAUUUUAGUUUCGAGCAGUUGAACGCCUCCGCUUAAACAUUGAAUGCCGUGUUUAUGUGGAAUGCUAGUUUCUUUCUAAACAUAUGUGUUUGCUGAUAAGGAUUUCCAUAGCAGGACACAAAGGACCGCUUAUCGCGGUGGUAAGAUGAGUCACUUCAUAUCGGCUCUUAUGCUCUGCCUUCUUUCCCAGCGGGUCACAACAUUAGCUUAUCGCUAAUUAUUUUUAGCAUAAAUUUCAUUUGUAGGAAACAUGAUGCAUAAGAGAGCGAUAUUGGGAAAGAUAUUGGAGUGACCAUAAUAUAAAUCCGUGCGACAAGAAACUUUUACCUCGAAGUGUAUUUCGCUUUCAAGUUGAUAAGUUUAAUUUAUUCUUCGCAUUGAACGAAAUUCUCUUGUUUAAUGAUAUGCUAUUAUUAGCGGCACGAAUGUAUGAAAAAGCAGCUGUGCCUGUGGCUUUUGUGUGUUCCUCGGAAAAAUACUAGGAAAAUGCAUAAAAACAUAUGCCAUGGCAUCUAAAAAUAUGUGCUCGUGUUUAGCUAUUUCGAUAAACGAUGGGCCCAAGGCACGAGUAUUCUGCAGGACAUUGAUCUCUUUCAGGAGAGUUGCUAAUUAGACAUUCCGCACUUAGUCAGCUUCCAGUCUAUAAUAACUCCAUUGAGUUACUUAUCCGUCUGAAAGCGACAGCGAAAUAAGCCGCACUACGUUCUGACCCAGUUUCAUCAUUAUCAUCACUUUGUCAAAAGCAGACUUCCAGAUCACACGCAGUGGUGAUAAAUAUGGUAGUAUCGUAUAGUACCUGCCUCUUCGAGAUACGAUACGCAUUUACCUUUGUCUAAAAAUAAUAAAUGAUCUCAUUGUUGACUGUUGACUGUUUGCUCUCCCUCAGGACUUUUUGGGAACGAUCGUGUGUUGUCAUCGUCAUAUUUUGGGCCACUUGUUUUGGCCGCAUGGAAAAAAGUAUCUUUAGGCGCUGGCGAAUGAUAUUAACACACGGGAUUGUCAAUAAAUGUGCAUGUGGAUUGUACAUUAAAUACACGUAUAUUGGGUUGAAUCUAUAUAUCGAGCCGUGUAAACAUACGCAACGCAGCAGACAUUUUGCCGUCGUUGUCUUUACAACUGAAUCCACAUACUACGAGUAUAUGUAUCGUCAGCGCAUUGAGCACUCUUUUGUUCCAGCUCGAUCGAUGUUUCCCGUCAUCCGUUCUGUCCAUCAGUCCAGCAGUCCAUCUGUCAAUUGCAUUUAAAGCAAAUAUCGCCCAUAAGAAAUGGGCUAUAAUAAAGUACAUUCGUACAUACGUACAACAACACGAGAAGAUUGGUGCACGAUAAAGUUAGCCAGCAUAGACCAGCACCCCUUUCUUCGGCCUUAUCGUCCCUGCAAAUGCUUGACAAUAAAUUAGAUUUUGUGCAAAUUCUCCCGUCCGAUCGAUCCACUCGAUGGUGUCCGUCCGCCAUGAUGGUGCAUAAAGUGGAAAGAAUCCGAACACCGGACGAGAACUAUACUUUACCUCGGGCAAAUCGCAAGUUCGUGUGAUUUAUAUCAUAACAAAAGGUGGAGGGCGCGAGAGAAACGCCAGAUCGAAGGUUGGGUACCCUUCUGCAGCUAAAUACUAACCACUAUAUUAUAAGAACAUGAAUAAGCAAAUUAUAUCGACAAGAAAAUCUAUAGAAAUAACUUUUUUAAAAGAGCAUAUGUAUAUAAUUACAAGAUAAAGACUGCUUGUUUAGCUAUUUACAAAACGAAUUUUAUCUCGUAAUAUAUUUAAAAAAAUUUAUUUCUAGAAAAAUAAAAACACUUACAUUACUUUCUUUUUGAACGAAGAUCAUAAGAAUAUCUGAAGUAUAUUGAUUACAAAUUCAAUGACUAUUGGCUGUGCGCUAAGAGGCAUGACAGAUCAUAAUUUUAAAAUGCAAAAUAAAAGCAUAAAAUAUAUUAUUUUGAACGUUAGAGCUAAAAAUAUUCUAGUUAAGAGAUAAGUGUAAUCUAAGAUAUUUUUCUAGACACCCUGUUCUGUCGAAACUUGGAGUACUUGAUGCGAAAUGGAACGUGCCCACAGAUAAUGUCCUAUCUAAAUUUUUUCCUAAUUUUAAAUGACGGUUUAAAUGAGCAUUUUCUGCCAGGGUAACUUCAAGUCUGAUCGUUAGCAAAGUACUCUUCAGCUUGAAGUCUUGGAGUUUGGCUAUCCAUAAACAAAAUACGGCCAAUGCGGCGUUUGUUGAGGUCAAUGAUUUCUGUUGCGUUGUCUUUUUCACGCUUUUUUGACGCUUUUUGUCUAUAUGUGUUUGUAUGGCUGAAGGUGUGUGCGAGCAUUUUGAAUAUUAAUUUUAAAAGUUUUUCGGCUUGUGUAAACAUAUUCAGCAAAAUACAUAAGUGGAACCAUCGACCGCUGUAAUGUCGAUUUUGCAAGCAUAUGAUGACAUAAUGGAAGAUAGUUGAAACUCCAAGAAGAGGAAUGCUGUGAUUCACGGGGACCAGAAUAUUUUGUAAUACAUUGAACCGCGUCUGGAGUUAUCUCGAAGGUCUUUUCGAUAAAAUGAUAUUCAAUUAUACUAAAAA
Messenger RNA from Drosophila yakuba, 5776 nucleotides. RefSeq lists its product as uncharacterized. NCBI's taxonomy places the organism in Eukaryota, Metazoa, Arthropoda, Insecta, Diptera, Drosophilidae. Bases 4601 to 4753 code for a protein of 50 amino acids. The transcript is spliced from 2 exons. The record is from RefSeq and is a predicted model, not a curated record.